This is a messenger RNA of Penicillium oxalicum, 4818 nucleotides long. RefSeq lists its product as uncharacterized. Gene Ontology annotation, biological process: protein phosphorylation. Gene Ontology annotation, molecular function: ATP binding; protein kinase activity. Bases 1 to 4818 code for a protein of 1605 amino acids. The transcript has 3 exons. The record is from RefSeq and is a predicted model, not a curated record. NCBI's taxonomy places the organism in Eukaryota, Fungi, Ascomycota, Eurotiomycetes, Eurotiales, Aspergillaceae.
AUGGAUGGCCAACGACAAUACAUCCCAGGCCCUCCCCCGGGCCAGCAUCCCAUGACUCUGCCUCCACCACCGCCACGACACCCUCACCAACAUGGGCAGGUGCAGCUGCAGGCUGGAGUUCCUCCUCCGCCACCAGGGCCCCCGCCAGGGACAAAUUAUGGGACACCAGGUGGAUGGCAACAGCAGCAGCAGCAACAACAACAACAGCAGCAGCAGCAAAACUGGGGCAGACCGCCGCUUCCUGGUGGAUUCCCACCACCGCCACCACCGCUCCUUCAGAAUCAACACAUCGCGCCAUACCGUCCCUCCGCUCCGCUGUCCAUCGUGACCCCCCACGAUAACCAGCCUCUGACUUCCGCGACCUAUAUUCCCGGUAAUGACACUCUUGGGGUCGGAAUUCCACCACUUUUUGAUCUUGGUGGACAGACAUACGAUCCAUAUGCCCAACAGCGACAGGCCAGCAGCCAGACAUAUCACCCUGGCACUGAUGGGCCGCUCAAUCCACAGACACCAGGCACAAGACUCACCCCUCCAUUUGCUUUGCACAACCACGUUCACGAACUGGUGACCAACGACAACCCUUCUCAAGGCCCUUCAGUCGGGGACUUUGCGAAAUCGCCAACUCACCGACACCAGGCAAGUGGUGCUUCUCUAGGGGGAAUGUCACCGAGCGAGGCUGCGAUUCAAUGGCCGCUUGAUCGAGUCUUGCUUUGGCUUGCUAGGAAUGGCUUUUCCAAGGACUGGCAAGAAACUUUCAGGUCUUUGGAGCUACAAGGAGCCGACUUUUUGGAGCUUGGUUUAGCAUCCGGCGGACGCGGCAAUCUUGGGAAAAUGCACAAAGUUGUCUAUCCUCAACUAGCAAAGGAAUGUGCGCGAAGUGGGACUGGAUGGGACUCGACACGCGAGAGGGAAGAAGGUCUGCGAAUGCGCAAGUUAAUCCGCCAGAUUCACGACAAUGAAUCAGAUUCAUCCAUUUCCACGCCAUUGCGCGGUGAUCCGCCUGGUUGGGCCACGGCAACGGUUGAGCACGGAACUGGAUUCUACUCGAGCCCCCCAUUGAAUGAGCCCCGUUCGGCUGGACCGACUGGCGGGGUCAACGACAUCACACCAGAGCAACUGGCGAACGUUCAGAGUGCAGCGGUUUCGCAGCAAAAGGUUCCACAGAUGCGCUCUGUCACUUUACCCAUCCCGUCCGGCUUCGAGGCACCCACGUAUGAGUCGCCCUCGCGGGAAUCACCCAGUUGGCUUCGCUCAGACUACUCCAGGAAUGCUCUGGCAGCAGUCAAUGACCAUCGACGACAAAGCCCCUCAGUUUCUAGUGAGAAUGGUGCCAUCCCGUCCUCGCUGAGAGCGCAAGAGAGUCCGAAGAGUGGGAGCCCAGCUGCACAAUACGCAUCUCCUUAUUCAGGGCUCACCUCUUCCUCCACUGGAGAUUUGUCGCUCAAGUACGAGCAUUCUCGCGUUAACAGUACCGAGUCGACCCCCGGGGUUGGUCGGGGGUCCUCUUCAACGGGCCGAUAUUACGAAAGCCGCAGGCAAGGCAAUGAUGCAACUCGCCCGUCAGCUCAAGCCCAGGAAUCUAGUAAAGCCCACGGCACAGAGCCUUCAUCCUCUAAUCCCCGCGAACAUGGCAAAAGCAUCUUGAAUAUCUUCUCAAGAAAGAAGGGGCAUAAACUUGAUGCUUUGAGUCAUCCCUCAUCAGAAGACUUAGAGUCUCCACCGAGUCCCGAGGCCCGUUCUAAUGGCUAUCUUCCAUAUCAGUCAGCCUUCAACUCAAGCGACAUGUCUUUGGGCGAGCGUUCGUCCUCGGCCACCCCGGCAAAGACCAAGAAAUGGAUGUUUGCAACCAUGGACGGUUACAACUACCGCUUGAUUGACAUCACCGACUGGGACUCGGUCGAGACACUCCGAGUGGGAAUCUGCCAAAGUCUAGGAAUCGCGGAUUGGGGUGGCGCUCAAAUGUUCCUUACUCAGCCGGGACAGACAGAGCACGAGGAUCCCAUGAGCGACUCGAUCUUAGCAGUCAGUCGGAGAACCAAAUCCGACGCUUAUGGGUCAUUGAAAAUAUUUGUCAAGGGUGUUGCGGCUCCCAAUUCGGCAAACCAAGCGCCACGUUUCGAUGGUCUAGGGGUCUCAAUUCCUUCCGAAAAGCCAGCUCAAUCUCCCACAGCAACUCAGGGGCCUAUCCACCGAAAGCCCUUGGAGGAGGGAGCAUUGAACAGGAUAUCUCCAAAGACCCAAGCGAAGCCCUAUAGUGAUCUUCUAGGCUCUCGGCAGAAUACUCUGAAAGCCUCCAUCUCGAAGCCCUCACAAGAUACAUCUCCUGACCCUGGACUGAAUCAAGAUCCCGACAAAAUGGAUCUGUUAGCAAGACACGAGGCGCAUAUGCGAGAAGUUGAGCGUAAGCAGAAAGAAAAUCGUAUAUCCCGGAUGCCACCCUCAACUGCACAGCAAACACGGAAGGAUACCUACGGAGACACUGGAUAUCGACGUGAAGGUGUCAUUGAUUUUGACUCCCCGCGACUUUCUCCAUACGAAGAGAAGAAGGUUGAAAAAUCAGAUACCCUGGUUCCUCUACGGAAACCUCCUGUCGCACCUAAUGAGUCAAACACACUCACAAAAGUGAACUCUUUGAGGAAGGCGCCGGGCGAGUGGGGAGAUCGUCAUCGCCACCAGACUCAGGCUGCAGGACAGGCCCCCGGCCUCGGGGCGGUGCUGGCAACUGUUGGCCGAAUGUCAAGCGCUAUUGGCACCCCUUCACCUUCGGUUCCGUCUGUACACAGUCAGGACAGCAUGGGUUCCGACUCGGAUCGAACCAGCACGAUGGGUUCUAGUGCGACCGCAUCAAGUCGAACAACGCUUGACUCAGGCAAGAAUGCAAGUGCCUUCGGCAGCCAUUAUAUCCAAGACACAGCUCCGCCAUUUGCGUCCCGCUCUCCGUCUGCUAUGCCCUCAGCCCAGGGCACAGCUUCGCAGAAGCCUACUGUGCAGUCUCGCAAGUCGUUUGGCCCGGAAUUUGAUUUUGAAGAAUCCGAAGUAUCAUUCUUCAAACCGCCUCAGCAACCCGUUGAGCAGGCGGACGACGACGACGAGUCGUCUGACGAUGGCCUUUUCGCAAUUAGGCCCUCAAGGAACGAGCCCCCCAAACCUGCACCAGAACUUGAAAAGAGACGAAAACCUUCACUGAGUUUGGACACUGAUAAUGCUAAGCCGCGUCGGGUUGUGAGCUUCAUCUCCCCAAACACUUCGUCAGGGAAGAGUUUUGCCACGCCGGCUAGCGGAGACCAAAAAGGAGGUGAAUCUUCUACCGCACCGAGGAAGUUCUCAGGCACAUUCUACGGAUCGGAUUCAUCGGAUGACGAAGAACCCAAUCGUAGAGAUUCCUUCGUCAAUGGCGACGUUUGGGCUAGCAGACCUGCCGUGGAAGGCGUUAUCGAUAAUCUGGAUAGCUUCUUCCCGGAUGUCGAUCUUGAUGCUCCAUACCUGGAAGAGCCUCCCUCACCUAAUACAGCAAAGGGUGAUUCGGAUGCUGCAGCUACCAUCCGGGCCAGGCAAGACGCCGUGUCAUCCACCUCACAGUCUAUUGGGGAUGCGAAUCAUAUCCCAUCGGACACAUCGACGAUGCGUCCUCCACCAGCUCCGCAAGGAGGAUCCAUCGUCGCCAGGCGGAACCUGGACCGCAGUGGUGGCUUGUCACGGAAGAAGUCAAUCCGUGAAGUGGCCAGGGGCGCCGCACAUCGAACCAAGAGUGUCAGCUCUGCGGGGCCUCAGCAAUCUGGCAACUUGUUGCGACGGAAGAGCACCAAGAUGUUCGGUGCCAAGAUCAUGCAAAUUAGCCCCAAGCCUGGCACAAGACUCAGUAAACUUGAUCCCAUCCCCCAGAACGCUCCCGCACCGGAGACAAGCGGGUCUGUUCCACAACGCCAACCUACAUUCCGUAUCAUUCGCGGUCAGCUUAUCGGAAAGGGCACGUACGGUCGGGUGUACCUAGGCAUGAACGCAGACAACGGUGAGGUUUUGGCCGUGAAACAAGUUGAGAUCAACGCGAGGCUGGCCGGAUCCGACCGAGACCGAAUCAAGGAGAUGGUAGCUGCCUUGGACCAAGAGAUCGAUACGAUGCAACAUCUUGAGCACCCAAACAUUGUGCAAUACCUUGGUUGUGAGCGAGGGGAAAUGUCCAUCUCCAUCUACUUGGAGUACAUUUCGGGUGGUUCCGUUGGAAGCUGUCUCCGAAAGCAUGGAAAGUUUGAGGAAAGUGUAGUGAAAUCUUUAACACGACAAACUCUCGAUGGCCUUGCCUAUCUACACGACAUGGGAAUCUUGCACCGCGAUCUGAAGGCAGACAAUAUUCUGCUUGACCUGGAUGGAACAUGCAAAAUCUCCGACUUUGGUAUCUCCAAGAAGACCGAUGACAUCUAUGGAAAUGAUUCUUCCAAUUCCAUGCAAGGCUCGGUCUUUUGGAUGGCACCCGAAGUCAUCCAGUCUCAAGGCCAGGGUUACAGUGCCAAGGUCGAUAUUUGGUCGCUUGGCUGUGUCGUGCUGGAGAUGUUUGCUGGUCGCCGACCGUGGAGCAAAGAAGAAGCCAUUGGCGCCAUCUUCAAGCUCGGUAGUCUUAACCAAGCUCCACCGAUCCCCGACGACGUCUCCAUGAGCAUCAGUCCUGCAGCGCUUGCCUUUAUGUACGACUGCUUCACUGUCAACUCCUCCGAGCGUCCGACUGCUGGGACCCUUCUUACUCGCCAUCCUUUCUGCGAGCCGGAUCCUAGCUACAAUUUCCUCGAUACGGAGCUCUAUGCUAAAAUUCGGCAUGUGCUUUGA